Molecule: messenger RNA, 761 nt
Organism: Camelina sativa (false flax)
Lineage: Eukaryota; Viridiplantae; Streptophyta; Magnoliopsida; Brassicales; Brassicaceae
Product: zinc finger CCCH domain-containing protein 3-like
Cellular component (GO): U12-type spliceosomal complex
Molecular function (GO): nucleic acid binding; zinc ion binding
Source: RefSeq, a predicted model, not a curated record
AUAAAAGCCAAAACUUCGUUAUUAUUACGAGGCCGUCAUCGCUGUAGAAGAUAUGCCGUCUGGGAAAUAUUACUGUGAUUACUGCGAAAAGGAGUUUCAAGACACUCAAGUCGCUCGAAAACGCCAUCUUCAGAGCAAACCUCAUCUUCGAGCUAAAGCCCUUUGGUACAGCUCUUCCUCAGAUCUUAAUCCACAAGUCUCCAAUUUUGCGACGAAGGGUCUCUGCAAUCGCUUCAUUACCUCGGGACGUCUUCAAUCGAACUGUUUUUUUUUUUUUUUUGGUUGCUCUAAUUUUUGCCCAUUCGGAAACUCUUAUAGAUACUUACACCCUCAGAACAAUACAGGAAGCACAGGAUUCACCAAUAAUACACAGCCUCAUCCUGACAUGAUUAACCAACACAUUCAAGAGAGUACUUUAAACCGUGAUUUUGUUAGCGGGAGAGUAAGAACAGGUUGGUUUGAUCUUCCGCCAUCUCUGAAACCGCCUCCUGAGCAAGGCUAUCCUCAGCUUCCCUCUAUAGACUGGGGAUAGUGGCAGGGAUUCAACAUUGAUGAUUCUACAUAAAAGAAAAACUAAUUUUCUGCCCGUUUAAGGCUCGGCCAUUGGCCAUAGCUUUCUCUUUUCGAACUCGGGGGUUGAAAGGAUAUCAACCAACGGUAGUGUUGUUACUUAUGCUUUUUAGGCACGGUUUGGACAUUGUAAUUAAACACAUUCAUUGCUUGAGUGUCUCUGCCUUAUAAACAGAGAACCACACUUUCUA